This is a messenger RNA of Pyrenophora tritici-repentis Pt-1C-BFP, 3096 nucleotides long. Lineage: Eukaryota; Fungi; Ascomycota; Dothideomycetes; Pleosporales; Pleosporaceae. The record is from RefSeq and is a predicted model, not a curated record.
AUGGCGCCAAAGAAGAAGGGCAACAAAAAGGCACAGAAUGACGAUUGGGAGGCCGAGCUCGGCGAGUCGGUUACGCCCCAGGAUGCCGCUCCAGCAGAGCCCGAGCCCGAAGAUGCUGCCGCUGCUGCCGACGAUGAUGUUGCAGGCGGCGGCCUGAUGGCUGCUCUCGCAAAGCGUGGCAAAAAGAAGAACAAGAAGGGCGCAAACCCUGAAGUCGAAGGUGAGGACCCGCCUGCCGCCGAUGGUGCGGAUGGCGAGUUUGAGAACAAGGCACCACAAGAAGGAACCUUUGACGACGACGAGGACGAUGUUUUCGCUGGAAACUACGGUAAAAAGAAGGCCAAGGGCAGCGCUGCUGUUGCAAAGGCGGAGGAGCCUGCUGAGGAAAAGACGGACGAUGCGCUCCGUGUGAAGACAAAGGCGGAGAAGGAAAAGGAGAAGAAGGAGAAGGAGAAGCAGCGAAAGAAGGAAUUGGCUGCGAAGAAAAAGGCCACUGGCCCUGCCAAAGCCGAACCUGCAAAGCCCGAAUCCAAGCCAGAAGCCGCUGCUGCGCCCGCUGCCGCUACCCCUACACCAGAGGCUCCCGCUGCUGGUGGCAAAAAGAAGAAGCUCAAUCCGGCGCUGGCUGCACUACAGAAGCAACAGGAAGAGCGCAAGAGGAGGGAAGAAGAAAUGGCGCGGGCUGAAGCCGAAGAAAGGGCCAGGUUAGAGGAAAUUGAGCGACAAGAGGCAGAAGAGCAAAAGCGCAAAGAAGAGGCCAAAGCACUGAAGAAGCAAAAGGAAAAGGAGAAGAUUGAGCAGCUGAAGAAGGAGGGCAAGUACAUGACGAAGGCCCAGAAAGAGGCCAAGGCCAAGGCCGAUCUCCGUCUGCAACAAAUGCUGGAACAAGGUGGCGCAAAGGUUGCAGGUCUUGCCGAAGAUGUCGACAAGAAGAAGAAGCCCAAGUAUGAUGACCGCAAGAAGAAGAAGAAGCAGGCCGAGACCCAAAAGGAGAAGGAAGCCCGUGAGGCCGAGGAGGCCGCUAAGAAGCUGGAAGAGCUCAAACUUGCCGAGGAGCAGGCUGCAGCAGCCGCUGAAGCAGCAGAGAAGGCCCGCCUAGAUGCUGAAGCCAAAAAGGGAGAUGGCACAGCAGCAGACAAGGCCAACAAUGAUGGCUCCGAGACGGAUUCCGAGGACGAUAGCGAUGAAGACUCAUCCGAGGACGAGCAGGGAACCGCUGCGCAACGAGCCGAAGCCGCACGCAAGGCUGCCGCUGCUGAGCGGCGAAAGCAAGCCCACGAGGAAGCUCUUGCUGCACGGUCAAAGGACAAUCUGCGAUCCCCCAUUUGCUGUAUUCUUGGUCACGUCGAUACUGGUAAAACAAAGCUGCUGGACAAGAUCCGUCAAACCAACGUGCAAGAAGGCGAAGCUGGAGGUAUCACACAACAAAUCGGUGCCACUUACUUCCCAGUAGAAGCUCUCCAGAAGAAGACCGCUGUCGUCAAUAAGGACAACGACUUCGUCUUCAACGUUCCUGGUCUCCUAGUCAUUGAUACUCCCGGUCACGAGUCUUUCACCAAUCUCCGAUCUCGUGGAUCCUCUCUCUGUAAUAUUGCUAUUCUUGUCAUCGACAUCAUGCAUGGUCUUGAACCCCAAACUAUCGAGUCCAUGAAACUUUUGCGAGAUAGGCGGACACCCUUCAUCGUUGCCCUCAACAAGAUUGAUCGUUUGUUCGGCUGGAAGAAGAUUGACAACAACGGUUUCGAAGACAGCUUCAGCCUCCAGAAGCAAUCUGUUCAGUCUGAAUUCGAGGAGCGAUGGACUUUUGUACGCACUCAGCUACAAGAGCAAGGUUUCAACUCGGAACUCUUCCACAGGAACAAGAACAUGGCAAAGUACGUCUCUGUAUGCCCGACAUCAGCACACACUGGAGAGGGUAUCCCGGACAUGAUCAAGCUUAUUGUCAAGUUGACACAAGAGCGGUUAACAAACAACCUCAUGUACCUCUCCGAGGUGGAAUGCACUGUUCUUGAAGUCAAGGUUAUUGACGGUCUUGGUACAACUAUCGACGUCAUCUUGUCCAACGGUGUCCUCCACGAAGGCGACCGGAUAGUGCUAUGUGGUAAUCCGGAACCUAUAGUAACCAACAUCCGAGCCCUCCUAACACCGGCCGAGAUGAAGGAACUGCGUGUGAAGUCACAAUACGUGCACAACAAGGAAGUCAAGGCUGCCAUGGGAAUCAAGAUCGCUGCUGAUGGUCUCGACCAAGCUAUUGCUGGUUCACGACUGCUCGUUGUCGGUCCGAAUGACGAUGAGGAAGAUCUCAUGGACGAGGUCAUGGGCGAUCUUGCCCAUUUGCUCAGCAAGGUCUCCAAGACCGGUCGCGGUGUUUCCGUCCAAGCAUCCACCCUGGGUUCACUCGAAGCGCUGCUCGAGUUCCUCCGCGUAUCCAAGAUUCCUGUCUCCACCAUCUCAAUCGGUCCCGUCUUCAGAAAGGAUGUGCUUCGCGCAGGUAUCAUGUUAGAAAAGGCCAAAGAAUACGCGGUCAUGUUGUGCUUCGAUGUCAAAGUUGACAAGGAGGCGAAGGCCUACGCUGAGGAAAUUGGCGUCAAGAUUUUCGAAGCCGACAUCAUCUAUCACUUGUUCGACAAGUUCACAGCGCACAUGAAGCAGCUCGAGGAGCAGAGGAAAGAAGAGUCAAAGAUGCUGGCUGUCUUCCCCUGUGUACUUAAGCCCGUUGCCGUCUUCAACAAGAAGGAUCCCAUCAUCAUUGGUGUCGAUGUCACAGAAGGUGCUCUGCGCAUGACUACGCCCAUUUGUGCCAUCAAGAAAAACGCAGCUGGUGGCAAAGAACUUGUCCAGCUCGGAAGAGUUACCUCGAUCGAGCGCGACCACAAACCCAUGCAAAUCUGCAAAAAGGGCCAGCCAUCCGUGGCUGUCAAGAUUGAAGGCACCAACCAGCCCAUGUAUGGUCGCCAUUUGGAAGAAGACGAUAUCUUGUACUCUGCCAUCAGUCGGAAGAGUAUCGAUACGCUCAAGGAAUUUUUCAGAAGCGAUGUCAGUCAGGAGGAGUGGAAGUUGAUUGUGCAGCUGAAGCAGAUGUUUGAUAUUUCUUAA